UAGCAUCCUCUCCAACCUUAUAACUUGCCUCUUGCUUGCUUAUAUAUUUGUUACUUUCUGGAUAUUUGGAAUUGGAAGACAUACUUCGAUAUUUGCUUUGAAAAAAGAAAUGGCUUUUGAUAUGGAGUCCUUGUCAGAGGCAACAUCAGGAGCCAUUGGUUCUCUGGUUAGUACCACCAUCCUCUACCCUCUUGAUACCUGCAAAACAAAGUAUCAAGCUGAACUUAAAGCCACUGACCGUCAACAAAAGUACAGGAAUAUUUCUGAUGUUUUUUGGGAGGCAAUUUCUUCUGGUCAGGUUCUUUCACUGUACCAGGGCCUUGGAACGAAGAAUUUGCAGGCUUUUAUUUCACAGUUUGUGUAUUUCUAUGGGUACAGCUUCUUUAAGCGGUUGUACUUGAAGAAAAGUGGGAAUAAAAGGAUUGGCACAAAGGCAAACUUGAUAAUUGCUGCAGCUGCUGGGGCUUGUACUGUCGUAGUCACACAGCCUUUGGAUACAGCAUCCUCAAGAAUGCAAACCAGUGCUUUUGGGAAGUCCAAAGGAAUCUGGAAAACCCUUUAUGAGGAAACAUGGAGUGAGGCAUUUGAUGGUCUUGGCAUAUCUCUUCUUCUGACAUCAAACCCAUCCAUUCAGUACACAGUAUUUGAUCAGUUGAAACAAAGACUUUUGACGAAGCAGCUCAACAGAAGAUCUGAUAUAGAUUCAUCCCCGCAGGCUCUUUCUGCCUUUUCCGCUUUUAUUCUGGGUGCAGUUUCAAAGUGUAUUGCUACUUGCAUUACGUACCCAGCUAUCAGGUGUAAAGUGAUGAUUCAAGCUGCAGAUUCAGAGGAAAAUGGACUUCGGGACGUUCAACUAAAAACCAGAAAGACAAUUUUGGGUGCAAUAUAUGCAAUUUGGAAAAGGGAAGGCUUGUUGGGUUUCUUCAAAGGGUUGCCAGCCCAGAACUUGAAGACAGUGCUAAGCGGAGCUUUGCUUCUCAUGAUAAAAGAGAAAAUUGCAAAGACGACAUGGGUCAUAAUACUUGCACUUAGAAGGUAUAUGUUCGUCACACCCUCCAGAAUCAAGAGUGUGUGAUUGCAGUGAGAAUUAAUACAUGGAGCUCCUGUCAAGAAAGAGGCUCCACUACAUAUGGCCAUUUGUUGGAGGAAAUAUUCUUUUAGAUGCAAUAAAAUGCAGCAGCUAUUGGAUUACUGGAAACCAAGUUUGUUUCCAAGUGAGGUUAUUGAGCACACCCAGUUUGCAGCAAAGAAGGGAUUUUUAAAAUUCUUAAUACUCCUGUUCAAAUCAAUAUUUUACAAUGGAAUAAUUUUGUAAUGACCCCGAAGUGAAAAUAUCAUUGAUUCUUUCCAUUGGCCAAACUUUGUCUUAAUCUUGACUUUGGACUUGACAUAAUUUGAGAUGACCAGCUAAAUUUUGACA
This is a messenger RNA of Jatropha curcas, 1420 nucleotides long. Its product is annotated as peroxisomal adenine nucleotide carrier 1. The record is from RefSeq and is a predicted model, not a curated record. Gene Ontology annotation, cellular component: peroxisomal membrane. Lineage: Eukaryota; Viridiplantae; Streptophyta; Magnoliopsida; Malpighiales; Euphorbiaceae. Gene Ontology annotation, molecular function: ADP transmembrane transporter activity; ATP transmembrane transporter activity. Gene Ontology annotation, biological process: peroxisome organization; transmembrane transport; fatty acid beta-oxidation.